Diaporthe amygdali is the source of this 1290-nucleotide messenger RNA. RefSeq lists its product as uncharacterized. Gene Ontology annotation, biological process: coenzyme A catabolic process. Gene Ontology annotation, molecular function: acetyl-CoA hydrolase activity; coenzyme A diphosphatase activity. Lineage: Eukaryota; Fungi; Ascomycota; Sordariomycetes; Diaporthales; Diaporthaceae. Bases 1 to 1290 code for a protein of 429 amino acids. The transcript is spliced from 4 exons. The record is from RefSeq and is a predicted model, not a curated record.
AUGACUGGUACAGCAGAGCAACUCCCGAACGGGCAGCACGCCCCCGAUAUAGAACAUCACGACGACAGCACCGCGCCCACGGAAGCCGAGGUCCAGACCAUCGUCCAGAGCAUCAAAGACGCAUCCUCCACCGCACCAGCUGCCCCUACGUCAUCCUCGCGAUCGUCGCAACCACGCCCAGAGAUACAAACAGACCCAUCGCAACCACCACAACCAGACGAGUUUGACGAGGGCGAAUACUGGGACCUGUCAAGCAUGGCCCCGUUGAAUCAAGUGUCACGGUCCGAAUCCCCUCCUGCCGUGCAAGCCGACCCUACGUCUCCCGCCAUGAACAGGAUAGUAGUGACAAGAACAAAGGCCGCCAUCGCGCGCCUGCGCGCCUACAAGCCUCCGCCCUUCCCGCUGUGGGACAAGCUGCCCCUCAGCCGGAGGGCAGCCGUGCUGAUCCUGCUGUACGCGGACCGCCAGGGCGACCUGCGCGUUGUGCUCACCAUGCGUGCGGCAAGCCUGAGGAGUUUCUCUGGCCAUGCAGCUUUCCCAGGGGGCAAGGCGGAUAGCUUAGAGGAGACGCCCUACCAAAUAGCCCGCCGCGAAGCCUGGGAGGAGAUCGGCCUCCCCAUCGACGACAGCAAGAUCCCGAAGCCCUUCCGCAUCGAGCACCUGUGCUGCCUGCCGCACAGCCUGGCCAAGACAGAGCUGGCCGUGCGGCCGUGCGUGGCGCUGCUGCACUCGGACGACGAUUCAGCAGCAGCAGCACCGUCCCCGACCGUCGACGAGAGCCUCAUGCCGCGGCUAGACGCCAAGGAGGUGGCGGCCGUGUUCUCGGGCCCGCUGCACAACUUCCUGCUGGCGCAGGACGAGGUGGCCCCCGGGGGGGACGAGGCGCAGAGGCGCAAGCUGCUGCCCAAGGGGAAGUGGUACGAGGGCCGGUGGGCCGAGUUCCACGAGGCGCGGUGGCGCGUGCACUACUUCUACGUGCCGGUCAACCACCAGCGCGUGACGAAGCCCCGCGUGCGCGAGGGCGGGCUGGCGGCCAUCGCGGAGCAGCUCGACGAGGAGGAGGACGUCGGCCGGUACAUGGUGUGGGGGAUGACGGGCCGGAUGCUGGUGGACGCCGCGCGGGUCGCGUACGCGCGGGAGCCCGAAUUUGAGCACAAUACCCACUACGGCGACGAGGCCCUCAUUGAAAGGCUGGCUGGUGCCGGGAAGCUGCAGGAGAAGAAGCGGCCUGCGGUUGUGGAGCUGGUGCAGGAGGAGGCCAAGAGGGCUAAGGAGGGAAGUAAGAUGUAA